AUGGCAAGAGGGAGGAAAGAAGGGAAGAAAGGAUUCGGGGUUUUUCAAUUCCCAGGCGAGGCUGCUGGCGUCCGCGCCCUUAACGCCACAGCCUUCCAAGUUGAGGCGAAAGCCACCUCCUCGGGCCUGCGUCGCAUCCAACUUACUCCAAGUUUUCUGGUGACUCCUACAGGGCCCUUUCCGUCCCCCCUCCCACCCCUUGGUGAGAUUGACAGUCGCGUGGAGGAGGCUUUUCCAGGCACAGGCUUUCUCAUGGUAAUCAGCCCCCAGCAUCACCUCCCGGCCGCGGCCGCUCCCGCUCCGCGCGCAGCUAGCGGACCCCGGGGACCGGAAACAAGGCGGCGGGCGGGGAGCGGGCCAGCGAGCCAGGCUCAACUCCGAAUGGAUUGGAUUGCGAGUUCGCACGUGAGAAAAGCGUUUGACUUGGCUUGGACCCCUACCGCCCCCCACCCCCUCAACACACCCCGAUUGCAGGGGUCCCCCUUAUCACCCUUUCCUUGCAACUCUAAAAGAAGUUGCCCACCUCCUGUGUAA
Messenger RNA from Rangifer tarandus platyrhynchus (Svalbard reindeer), 534 nucleotides. The record is from the annotation of a GenBank genome assembly. NCBI's taxonomy places the organism in Eukaryota, Metazoa, Chordata, Mammalia, Artiodactyla, Cervidae.